AUUUCCCCAGUCGAAUAACAGUGCUUUAGGAUGCUGGAGCAGGCAGUAGCGUACCAUCAGGACCACAAGUCUGAGUGGGAUGGAGACACUGUAAGAUGUAAAUGGAGAAACGUGGGUGUCAUCAAGAGAAAUUGGAUGUCCAUACAAAUUUUAAGUGCUUUGCAUUAAAUGCAAACAGCAUCACUUCUCUCUAAAGUAAUCCAUUACUGACAAUUAAUGUCAAAGUGCACGCAGGAGCAGCUUAAUGCUGCCUCGCUGGGUGAAACAUUGCUAAUGGAAAGAAAGCCUUAUAACAUCGUAUUCAUCAAAAUACACCUAAAUGCAGCAUAAUGCCUUCAAAAGUGUCAUGUCUAUACCUGUUGACAGUGGUCUGCUGGGCGAGCGCUCUGUGGUACUUGAGUAUAUCUCGCCCAACUUCCAAUUAUGUCGGCCACAUGUCUGUGCCUAUGCGGAAGAUUGCAAAGCCCCCCAAAAACAUCACCUUCACUAACAUCCGCACUCGCCCCCUUAAUCCACAUGCCUUUGAAUUUCUCAUCAAUGAGCCUAAGAAGUGUGAAAGUGUCGCCCCCUUUCUGGUCAUCCUCAUCAGCACCACACACAAGGAGUUUGAUGCGCGUCAAGCCAUCCGGGAAACAUGGGGGGAUGAGAGCACCUUCAGCGACAUCCGCAUCCUCACCAUCUUUCUGCUAGGCAAGAACACGGAUUCCGUCUUGAACCAGAUGGUGGAGCAGGAGAGCCAGAUCUUUCAUGACAUUGUGGUGGAGAAUUUCAUCGAUUCCUAUCACAACCUCACACUUAAGACCAUGAUGGGCAUGCGUUGGGUGGCCACAUACUGCCCCAAAGCGCAGUACAUCAUGAAGACUGACAGUGACAUCUUUGUCAACAUGGACAAUCUGAUCUACAAGCUCCUGAAGCCCACAACUAAGCCAAGAAGGAGAUAUUUCACUGGUUACGUCAUAAAUGGUGGCCCUAUAAGGGAUAUGCGCAGCAAAUGGUACAUGUCCAGAGACCUGUAUCCUGACAGUAAAUACCCACCUUUCUGCUCAGGCACUGGCUAUGUGUUCUCAGCAGAUGUAGCGGAGCUAAUCUACAAGACUUCAUUACACACAAGACUGCUGCACCUCGAGGAUGUGUAUGUCGGACUGUGUUUGCGUAAGCUGGGGAUACACCCUUAUCAGAACAGUGGUUUUAAUCACUGGAAAAUGGCCUACAGUCUCUGCAGGUACAGACGGGUUAUCACAGUCCACCAGAUCUCCCCGGAGGAGAUGCAUCGCAUUUGGAACGACAUGUCCAGCAAGAAGCACCUGAGAUGUUAGGGCACAGGUGGAACACUGAACUUUCUUUUGCCUUUUUCCUCCUUUUCAAAGUCCAUCAGUUAUACUGAAUCAAGUAAAAAUAUCGAGGGCUGCUGCAAGUCUCUAUUUCAUGACAGAUGUUUUCAUCAACAUCCAUCUAUGUCUAUUUCUAAAAUUACAAGUCAUGAUUGUUAAUGAAUGCAUGAGGCUUUUAAGGCGUGCAUUCUCGUGCAUUUCUAAAAUGUGAUAUUGUUAUUGUAACUUUGUUCAUGCUUUCAGGUGUGAAUUAAGCCCAAUACUCUUUACACUUUAAAGCAUCAAGUCAGUCAGUGUUGGCAGAUGGUUGGUUCAUGACUGAUGACCCCUUAGCCUGUUAAAGUGUCCUUGAGCAAGACACCAAACCUGAACCAGCUCUAUAGCUGCUGACUCAGCUCACAGACUUCCCUGCACGCGUGCAAGUAAAAAGAGAAUUUCUGUGCAGGAAUCAAUAGAAGUAUGAAAUUACUGUAUCGACUCUAUAAGAAUGACAUUUUAAAAGUAUUAUUUACAAAUGAAACAAAUGAAUUCCACAACACUGUACAUUGAAAUCCCAUGAUAAACCAGAUAAGACUACAUCUGCUCUCAUGCUGCUUCUGCCUUCAGUCUCCCAUGAACACAGUCAGACAGAACACUAACAAUAACCUUAUGCAGUUUUAUUGGUCUCCAGACUGGCCAAUUUAUAACUCUUAAGGAUUUUAUUACGGAUUUGCCUGGUGUCUUUUGUUUACAUAUCAUCAUUUAACUGCCUCUUCUUCCUGAAAGUUAAUGUUUUAGCUAUUAGAUGCAUUUUGUUGUUUUCCACUUUCAUACUUGAGCUAAUUGUGUCUCAGUUCUUCACUCCUCCUGCUGCAGCUGUUGGUUAUGUGCGCUGUAUUUCAGCAGCUCAUCAACCCCUCUAUGCCAUCACCAGAAAUACAGUAUCACGUUGUGCAAGUAUGAGAUUUACUGUAGCUAAAUGAUCAUUACAGACUGGAUGUACUAUCACAUGUAUCUGGCAUCAUCAGUACUGCGACUGACAACAUGGAAAAUAUCUGUUUCUCAGCAAAUGUGGCUUUCAUGGACAAAUUUAAAGUUUGUUUUGUUUUUUUUCCAGAGGUUUUGUAGUAAUAUAAGCUAAUGUGACAUUUACUGUGAAAGCAUCUAUCCCACAAGGGGUUGUCAUUAUAUAUUGUAUGUUUUUUAUAUUAAAAAACAAAUACUUGAAUAAUUAAAGUAAUAUUACUGCUUUUA
This is a messenger RNA of Sphaeramia orbicularis (orbiculate cardinalfish), 2564 nucleotides long. RefSeq names its product UDP-Gal:betaGlcNAc beta 1,3-galactosyltransferase, polypeptide 1b (gene b3galt1b). The transcript has 2 exons. Gene Ontology annotation, cellular component: Golgi membrane. Gene Ontology annotation, molecular function: N-acetyl-beta-D-glucosaminide beta-(1,3)-galactosyltransferase activity. The record is from RefSeq and is a predicted model, not a curated record. Lineage: Eukaryota; Metazoa; Chordata; Actinopteri; Kurtiformes; Apogonidae. Bases 330 to 1316 code for a protein of 328 amino acids. Gene Ontology annotation, biological process: protein O-linked glycosylation.